Molecule: messenger RNA, 3881 nt
Organism: Brachypodium distachyon (stiff brome)
Lineage: Eukaryota; Viridiplantae; Streptophyta; Magnoliopsida; Poales; Poaceae
Exons: 4
Coding region: 236-3334 (1032 amino acids)
Source: RefSeq, a predicted model, not a curated record
ACAAACCAUAUUACUCCUGCAUAUCUUGCACCCCCUGCUCUGAGUGAUUUGGGACUCAUACUAGCAGUAGCAGGAGCAGAUCGAUCGCAGUACUUCAAAUUGUUGACAUCAAGUUUCAUUUCUCAAAAGCUACUCGUGUUAAGGUUGUGGCGACAAAUCUUCAAAUGACGGGUUAGGAUUAAUUGAUGAACUCGCUGCUGCUUUUCUUUCCUGGUCUUCCACAGAGGACUUCGUCAUGGAUAUUCCUACAGAGGGAAUUUGCUUUACCGAUGUUGGUGGUGCCGCAGAGUGGAUAAUUUGGUAUCUUCAGUACAUCGACAACAGGGUCAUAUAUUUUGAUGGUUGGAGUGGAUUCGGGGCAUCGGCUGUUCUUAGAUCCAUAGCAGAUGUGCUUCCAUCUUGCAGACCAUCUUGGUCAGUAUGCUUUGACAGGAUAAUUCACAUAGACUGCUCGGUGUGGAAAAAUAGAAGGGAAAUGCAGAGGGUAAUUGCAGAAGAGCUCAAACUUGACCGCUCGGUGAUGGCCAUUCUAGAUGAGGCAGAUGAAAACGAUGAUUUUUGGGGAAUACCGGAAAGCUCAAGGAACGAGAUGUUAGGUGUUUCAAGAGAAAUUUAUAGAACUCUGAAGGACAAUAGGUUUGUGGCGAUUUUUCAUAACGGAAGUGACAGCGAGGUUGAUUUAUAUAGUUGUGGUGUUCCUCCAUUUGGCAAGUUUGGUGACAACUUUUUGAUAUGGACAUUCGGAAGGAGGUUUUUAACCAUAAAAGACCAUGACCAUGGAAAACAAAAACUAGUAGAAAAAUUGAGGCUCACCCAUUUUUUGCUUUACGACAGAAUACGAUAUUUAACUGGUGAUCAGUAUUAUGCAGUCCUAUGUAAAGAGCCUGUCGCAAUAGCUGCAGGCAUGGACCCGACAAUGGUCGCAGAUUGUCAUAUGUAUGAACUAUUCAUGCAUUGUAGCUUUGACACCACCACUAAAUCUGAUUGGGCUGGACAUUUUCCAAACUAUUUGAUAUGUGACGGGAUACUGCAAGAGGACACAGCAAGGGAGAUAAGCAAGGUGUUACAUAGAGAGAUAACUUGGGAGUCUGAUGCUUCUUUGCUUGAGGAUGUGCUUAUAAAGUUCAAGAAACAUUUAAAGAUUCCAUUGCUGGUACUUAAAGAGAAUGAUGCAUAUGAAGAAGGGCCAUACCGUUGGAUUUCAAUCACAUCAACAGAUAUAACAGUACAUGGUAUGCAACAUAUACCUGCAGAGGCAUCAUCUUUCUUAUUGGCAAGUAAAAGAUCUGCACCCCCACUAGCAUUACCAAAUGGUUUGUUUGCCCGUUCCAGCAAGCUUGGUGUGCUAAUUCUCCGUUGUUGUUCAUUCGAUUUUGCAUCACCUCCUUUUGUAGAAUGCAAUAGCCUAAGGUUCCUUGGAGUGGAUCGUUGUAUCAAUGACCAAACAUAUGAAAGAGAGGAUCAUACUGAAUGGCCAUGCCUGAAUACCUUGUGGGUGCUGGACCUACGUUUCACUGCUUGGAAUGAAAUCCUAUCUGAAGAAAAGAUUGAUCUCAUGGCCAACACAAGAGAGCUAAACAUAGAGGGAGACAUGUGUUGGCAAUACACAACUCGCUUACAAGACCGGCUACCUAACCUUCAGAAACUCCGGAUAAUCAAGCCUACACAAAGACCAGAGGCAACAACAAACACAUGCAACUCCUUCGUACACAAGACAAAGCUAGAGAUACUUGACUUGUCUGGCAAUAGUGAGAUGGAAACUCUACCAAAUAGCCUAUCUAAGGCAAGCAGCCUUCAGGUUCUUGUCCUUGACGGUUGCAUUGGACUCGAAGAUGUUGUUCUGCCUGAUGGGCUUCCACACUUGCUAAGGUCAUUCAGCUUUGACGGCUAUGGGCCAUCAUCCCAAUGGACACCAGCCCUUGAGCUACCUCCAAAACAUUUUCGUCCAUCUACUACAGCAGAUAAGAAGGAGAUCAAUGUCUCCAAGAUCUCCCUAGAAGGCUGCACACACUUGGAGAACUUCUUCAUUCGUGGAUUAGCCAAUCUUCUUGAACUGGACCUUUCUGGAAGUGCAAUCAAGACACUUGAUUUUGAAACUAUGGUGCUGGAAGUGCCGAGGCUAAAGCGACUAUUUCUGCUAGGGUGUGAGCACCUUCGUGCAAUACGAUGGGGGGAGAGUGAUAUCAGCCUGGAGUUGUUGUGCGUAGAUACGAGAGCUCAAGUUGGGUGUCCACGACCGUCCCUCAAUCAGAAUACAUCCUCCAGGUUGCAAGUGUAUGCUGUUCUUUCAGAUGCGAGACUUGUUCGGUCUUUGAGGCAUCCAGUAGAUAAGUAUAUAAGCAGUGGUGGCGACAAUAAAGAUGUUUACCUUGAUAUCCAUGUCACUUCCUCAUCUGUGCACAGUGAGUCUGUUCAAUUCGAAGCAAUCUGCAAGGAGAAGAAGAUUGUCAUGUACAGUGGUCAAGUGCAGCGCCCUGUUGUUCCAGUAGGCAUGUACGAAGAUAUCCUUAGUAUGGUUUGUGUUGCCCCGAUGCAGGCUUUCCCAGAGCCUCCGGAUACCACCAACUUGGAUGGACAUAUCGAGAUUGCUGAAGAGAGCCGUGGCUUGGAUGAACAUAAUUUUUCUGAAAUAUUGCAACAGCACGCAAGAUCACUGCAUGUGCACGAUGUCUUCAUUGGUGCGGGUUUUGGUGGUCCGGGAGACUGGAACUUGCUCAAACAAUGCCGCAUGGAGAGGUGCCCCAAAUUGGAUGUGGUCUUCCCGUAUUGGUCAUACAAAUUUGAUGAGCUAGAGAUCUUCUGGGUGUUGGAUCUCCUGAUGGUCCGCUGGAUUUGCAAUAAAAUAUAUUACCACUACGAUGUGGAUCGUCCGUUCAGAAAUCUGCGCCACCUGCACUUGGGCUCCUGCCCAAGGCUCCAAUACGUGCUCCCGGUGUGGUUCUCCUCCUUCCCCAGCUUGGAGACCCUCCACAUCAUCCACUGCGGUGACCUCAAGGAUGUCUUCGUGCUGAACUACAAUUAUCCGGCCAACGGUGUACCAUUCCCGAAGCUGACCACCAUCCACCUGCACGAUCUCCCGGCACUGAAGCAGAUAUGCGAAGUCGACAUGGUGGCACCCGCGCUGGAAACCAUCAAGAUCCGAGGAUGCUGGAGCCUGCGCCGGCUGCCGGUCGUGGAGGCCCGUGGGCCAGGCGUGAAGAAACCAACCGUGGAGAUCGAGAAGGACGUGUGGGACAAGCUGGAAUGGGACGGCGCGGAGGCCAGCCACUACGAGGCGCCGGUACAUUGUCGCUACUACAAGAAGAAAUUGCCCAGGGGCUCCGUCCUCAGGUGAAUCCUGCAUCGCACUCCACUGCUGCAUUCCUUUCAUGUCGAAUUGAUGAGGGUCAUGGAUGGAUGCUCCUGCUCCUGCUGCUGUAUGAUUGUGUUUGGUUUGCUAUUGUGUGCUUUGAACAACGAAGGACAAAUUCAGGUGUGCUGGGCAUCGAUCGGUCGAUCGCCUGUUGUGUCAGGUGUGAGCUUAUGGUGGCUCUCACCUCUGUGGCUUUCAAAUAAGAAGCGGCGUUGUUCGUGCCUGGGUGCACAGACCUGGCCGAUAUGUGUGGGUUGCGAUUGAGAGUGUUUGCUGCCUGUGUGCCUGAAUGCAGUCUCCUGGUGGCUGUACGUAUGGGUGCUUGGUUGUUUGCUAGCUGUGUUUGGAACAAAAUAACCAAAGCAAGCAGCCGUGUGUGCCUGCGUGUAUUUACAUGUGAGUGUGUGCUAUGUAUCUGAACUGAGCAACAGCUGGUUGCAUGCGGGGCAUCGACCAUGCUGUCCCUUGUGUGUGUACUGUGAUUUCGAAAUAAGCAGCAUCUAUAUAAACCUGUGUGCCUGUUGUAUCA